This is a messenger RNA of Symbiodinium sp. CCMP2456, 2159 nucleotides long. The record is from the annotation of a GenBank genome assembly. NCBI's taxonomy places the organism in Eukaryota, Dinophyceae, Suessiales, Symbiodiniaceae.
AUGACCCUUUCCCUGAAGAUCGUCGAAAUGUGGCAGCAGCAGGUAUGGGACAGUUACAGCAGUUGGCAGAUCCUGAAGAAUUUCGCUCUACCUUUUCCCACGGAGAUCCGAAAGCUGCCCGGAGGGGGGCAAGGGGCUCACCGAGAACACUGGUUAGGAAAAGAGCUCCUGGCGGCGGGCUACACGGAGCCGACACCCAUCCAGGACCUGGAGGCCUCCACGGUCGCGCCGACCCGCGAGCUCGCCGCGCAGAUCCACCGCGAGGCUGGCGAGUUCAAUCAGUUCAAUCGGUUGGCCUUCCUCAUGGCCCGGGGAGGCGAGGCUGCGGCGACAGCGGCUCGAGCCAUCGCGUCCUGUGGUGCACGCAAGCAGCUGACGGAAGCGUUGGCCAUCUUCGAUCGCUUUGUCGCUGAAAAUGGCAGCCCCACGCGUCAUUUAUUCUCGUCGUUUCUGAACGUGCACGUUCUUUGUGGCGAUCUCCGUGGCGCUGUCAAGGUCGCGGCGAAAAUGCAGGAGAAUGAUUUGCCUCUCGGGGUCGUCGAGUACACCACUCUGCUGAAGGGGCACCUCAACGCCGGCGAUGUGGAUGCUAGCAAGGCAGUGCUGGAGACCAUGAGCCAGGCUUCACCACCUGUCUACCCGGACAUACGUGCGGCCAACACGUUUUUGCGAGGCUGCCUCAAGCUCGGAGUGCUGCCGGAUGCAGAAGAAUUCUAUGCCCAGCUCCCGCAGUGGUCCAUCGAGCCAGAUGCGGCAACGGUGAAGAUCUGGGGCCAGAUCCUGGCACAAGGUCUCCGGCUGAAGCCCCUUCAGCGACUGUGGAAGGAGACCGAGAGCAAGGAGUCCUCGCUGGAGCAGCUCGACAAUGCCGCCGGGCUCAACUGUGCCAUUGCUCAAGUAGCCUGUCUCCUCGGUGCGCGAAAGGCAGCUGGGAAAGCCCUCGAGCGAGCUGGAAAUGCCCUUGCCGCGGAGCUUACAGCACAAGCCGAGUUCGACCGCUUGCGCCGACAGGAGCUGCAGCGAGAGGUGGCUUCCCUGAAGAAGGCCAUCAAGGCCGCGCCCUUUGACCUCGUCGCAUUUUUCCGCCGCCUCCUGGCGGCUCCUUCACAGCGCCAGGGACGAAAUUCCGCUGCAGGCGUUGUUACGCCCUUCGAGGCACUUCGACGAGGAUUUGGUUUGCCACAGUGCUUUGAGCGGGGGCUAUGCAGCGAGGAGGACUUCCAAACCCAGCUAGCCCGCUCUCUUCGUGGUGGACGGCUCCGAUGGAACCGCCUCUUCGGCUCAAAGAGGCCAACACUUCUGGAGGUCUGCUCUGGCACCGGAGACUGGGUGGUGGCACAGGCUCAGGCAGAUGCCGGACGCGCCAAUUGGGUCGCGAGCGAGCUGCGAUAUGAUCGGGCCUGGAGCAUCAUGACGAAGGCCGUCUUUGCCAGUGUCGACAAUUUGGCAGUGAUUGCUGGCGAUGCUGGCACUGUGCUGAAAGAGUGGGUGCUUCCGGGGAGCGUGGCAAAGGUCUGCGUAAACUUCCCCGAGCCUCCGCAGACCACUCGAAAUGCGAACUGUGACGAGGCAGAAUCCGAGCUGCACCUGCUGACAUCCGACUUUUUCGAAGAUGUCCACAAAGCUCUAAGCGACGGUGGCGUGUUGACAAUUUUUUCGGACAACCAGGAGUACAUGCGCUCCCUGGCACGGACUCUCGGCCUCCUACGUCGGGGCCGCGGCGGUCGCAUUUUCGAGGCCUCGAGUGACGUGGACGCCUCACACCUGGAGGAUGCCGAGGAGAUGUGUGGCUUGUUGAUCUGCCGUGGAUGUCCCGGCGAAGCCGAGGGCCAUGCGGCGAAGGUGUCUUCCCAGUUCGACCGUUUCUUUCAGCAUGGCCAGCACACCGAUCGAUUCUACAUCUCUGUAGUCAAGGUCCAGGACCCGGAGAUCUGCUACGGGCUGAAGCGGCGACUUAAGUUAAGGUCACCAGCCAAGAUGACCAGCUUUGAGAGUGGCCUGCAGCAGAAGCUGGGCAAGAGGCGCGAGAAGCAGAAGCAGGAGAUGAUGGAGGCAACUAUGGCUGCCUUCCGACGAAAGAGUUUGCAGGAAGAAAGAAGGAACAGCCUCGCUGGCACAAGCUUGUCUGCAGCGGCUGCGAUGUCGCCGAUGUCCAAGAA